Molecule: messenger RNA, 1186 nt
Organism: Plodia interpunctella (Indianmeal moth)
Lineage: Eukaryota; Metazoa; Arthropoda; Insecta; Lepidoptera; Pyralidae
Exons: 1
Coding region: 63-1079 (338 amino acids)
Source: RefSeq, a predicted model, not a curated record
CAGUCGCACGCGCGCGUCUGCGGAGCGGAGACGUUUGUUGUGUGCGUGCGUAUUUUGCGAAAAUGGCGGCUAAUAUUGUGAAAUGUACGAAAUGUAAUAUAGUUAUUAAUGAACUAUUAGCAUUUAUCCAGAACAAAGCUGACGUGAUGGAUGAAGACUCGCUUAUUCGGAUUUGCAGUGACAGUUUUUCGGAUGGUGAAAUAGUGACGGCUAACCAGAACCAAUCUAACAAUGUCAGAUGGGCCAACCAGCUAUCUGUGUCCUAUGGUCUGAAUUGUGGGGUCAGGCAGGGGGGAAUCACCUCACCCAAGUUGUUCAACCUCUAUAUUAAUGACCUGAUAGUUGGACUCAGCAACAGACAUAUCGGUUGCAGAAUUGAUGAUAUCAGUAUUAACAAUAUCAGCUAUGCUGAUGAUAUGGUUUUGCUUAGUCCAACUGUCAGGGCGCUACGGGAACUGCUUGGUUUAUGUGAGCAAUAUGCACGGCAGCACGGUUUGCUAUAUAAUAUUAAUAAAAGCGAGUUUAUGGUCUUUAAGGCGGCCGGCGGUAGGUGCCCAGUCUCUGUGCCUGAUAUCAAGUUGAACGGACAAUGCCUAAAACGGGUGUACUCGUUUAAGUACUUAGGGCAUAUUGUCGACGACCGUCUUAGGGAUCAAGCCGACAUUGAAAGGGAGCGCAGGGCGCUGGCGGUCCGGUGUAAUAUGUUGGCACGUAGGUUUGCACGAUGUAGCCAGCAGGUUAAAGCGUCAUUGUUUAAAGCUUACUGUCAGGUGUUUUACACGUGCAGCCUAUGGGCUAACUAUACGCAGCGGGCCAUUAGCGACCUGCGAGUCCAAUACAAUAAUGGCUUUAGGAUGAUGUUUGGGCUGUCUCGCAGGUGUAGUGCAUCAGAUAUGUUUGCUCAGGCGCAUACUGAUGAUUUCUUUGCAAUCAUGAGAAAAAGAGCUGCCUCUAUGCUCAAGAGAGUUCGCAGCAGUACAAACACCAUCCUGAAAACCAUUUCCAACCGGUAUGACUCGCCCUUGCUGAUGUCAUGGGUAAAACUGUGCAUCACAGGACGCCAAAUUGUGGCAAAAUAAAAAUUUGUUUAUUUUGUAUUUAUUACUAACAUAGCAAGUAAGUAUAAAUUGUUACUAAUAUUUAUGGACUGUUUUGAUGGUCUGAAAUAAAGAUGAUUAUAUUAUUA